ACUUGAAACUCCUCUGUUUACACAUCAAAAUGAGUCGCUUUCUUUACAUACUCGCCCUCCUCUUCUUCGUCUCAAAAUACGUCUUCUCUGCUCCUUCAUGUGAGCUGGUUGUGAAGGACAUAGCGCCUUGCCUCGGGUACAUGCAGGGGAAAGACGCCUCCCCUGAGUGCUGCCAAGGGGUGAAUGAUUUAAGUGGCCACGCUAAAACCAAAGAAGAUCGAACCGCCAUUUGUAACUGUGUGAAGCAAGCUCUUUCUUCCUAUAAGUAUGAUCCCAAGCUCAUCCCUCUUCUUCCUAAGAAAUGUGGAUCAAACCUUGAGUUACCACCCAUUGAUAAAGACUAUGAUUGCUCCAAGGUUUAGAUUAUGAAGAUGGAGAUAUGAUUUGGUGGACGAGACAAAUCUUUAGUUGUUUGUGAAAAAAUAAAUAAAUCAAACAAGUUGUUAUAAUAUGAUGAUGUAAUAGAUCUUGCUGAGAUGGAGAAUAAACAUUUGGGUAAAAGAUAUUUGCCUUUUGCUUU
Molecule: messenger RNA, 520 nt
Organism: Salvia splendens (bonfire salvia)
Lineage: Eukaryota; Viridiplantae; Streptophyta; Magnoliopsida; Lamiales; Lamiaceae
Product: non-specific lipid-transfer protein-like
Exons: 2
Coding region: 30-362 (110 amino acids)
Biological process (GO): lipid transport
Molecular function (GO): lipid binding
Source: RefSeq, a predicted model, not a curated record